AUGGCACCCUCCAUCGUGCAUCUGCCCAAUGGCCACAAUUUGUCCGUGACGCCUGUAUUCGGUGGUCUCUACUUCAAGUCUGUUGAUGCUCACAACCAUCACAACAUCUUCCCUCCUGGUUGGACUAUCACCAUUGAAAGCGAGACUCCCGCUACUCCCAGCACCGAUGACACUCCAAGAUAUCGCGUUCACAGCUACAAACGGCCCUCUCUUCAAGCCGAUCAUUUAUUCAUCUCUAGCAUCUCCAACCCGCCUAAUGAGCACACUCCUUCACAAUUUCCUGCAUCCUCUCCUACUCGCCAAAUUGCCAUGAUGCUAUGGGCCACCUUGUACUGGUAUUUUCAUCAAUCUGAACCUGANUCAAAGAUCACCAAUCCCACGUCUCAGGGGACCGUCGAAGUAGGAAGGCCCAGGGGUGAAUGGCGUGUCAACAUUAACCGCGAAGGUGUCUUCAGAGGCAAGCAGUUGAUGCAGAAGUUGGAGCGCAUGGGUUUGAUUGCAACCGAGGACUCUGCUGUUGGAACCUCCAUGGACCCCAAUACUCCUGAGGGGUGGUCUACCAUGUUUGUGUCUCGCCGUCAUUUCUGGCAGCUCGACCCUCGUAUCUAUCUCUUCACCAGCAAUCCUCAGGUCAACUCUGCCUUUGUCUCACACACUCACGUCGACUCGAGACCAGAUUCUCCUGCACUUGGCGUAUCUAGCAGCCGACCCGAUUCGAUCGUUGAUAACGCUGGUCCAGUCAUUCCUACUGGUGGGAACAAUGGCUUGUGGGCGCCUCCCGGCCAGUUCAAAUCGUCCUCGCACAUGCCUACCUAUUAUCCGCCUGCUCCAACCCAGUAUAUCUUCACUGACAAUGUUCGCCACCCCGUUCGCCCUAAGCCUCCUCGACAGGGCGAAACCUUCUAUACGAGAUACAUUCCCAGUCUUGGCGAGUAUCUCUCGUUCCGUGUUGCGUCCUUGUCCAAGCGUCCUGUGCAACACAUUGGGCCAGUGUCGGAUCCAGCUCCUGGGGCUUCUGAGAUUCGCACUCGCGCAAGUGCUAGUGACUCGCACGUUCCAACCAUUGGCACUAUGGACCACGAACUGAGUGAUACUGAAAUUCUUCAUAAAUGGAUGAACGACGAGCGCGUCGCGUACUCGUGGGGCGAGCAAGGCCCUAUAUCCCACCAAGAAGAAUUCUUGAAGGCCGGCUUGACUAACAAGCACUCCAUCCCAGUGAUUGGUUGUUUCAACGGCAAACCAUUUGGAUAUUUCGAGAUCUACUGGGUCAAAGAAGAUCGACUGGGCUCCUACCUGGGCUAUCAGGUGUCGGACUAUGAUCGUGGACUGCAUCUCCUGGUUGGUGAGCAAAGCUUCAGGGGCCCUCAUCGUGUCAAGGUUUGGUUGAGCGCGUUGAUCCAUUACUGUUUCCUCGCCGAUCCUAGAACCGAGACAGUCAUGUUGGAACCAAGAGUCGACAAUGCNAAACAGUAUUGCGAGGAAGUCGGCUUCUUCAAGGAGCGGGAGAUCAGCUUCCCGCACAAGCAGUCGAACCUGAUGAAGAUCCGGCGUGAGGCUUGGGACGCUCCAGCCGUUUAG
Messenger RNA from Aureobasidium musti, 1578 nucleotides. The record is from the annotation of a GenBank genome assembly. Lineage: Eukaryota; Fungi; Ascomycota; Dothideomycetes; Dothideales; Saccotheciaceae.